Aegilops tauschii subsp. strangulata is the source of this 2182-nucleotide messenger RNA. Lineage: Eukaryota; Viridiplantae; Streptophyta; Magnoliopsida; Poales; Poaceae. The record is from RefSeq and is a predicted model, not a curated record.
CUAGGCACCCUUGUAUCAUGCCGGAGUUUUUUCUUUUGGCGUUGUGUUGUGUUGUGUUGUAUUGUUGGUUGUAAGAGCUACAUUUUAAAGCCAGGCGCCAGCCUCUUUUCUAAAAAAAAGUAAAACGUGAGCACAAAUCUUGAAGCAUGACAAACGGUGGAAUUGGUUGGUGGAUAUCUCUAUGCAUUUUUCUCUGUAGAAAUAAUGUAUUUUCGGUCCCGCCGCCCCGCCGCCUGCACGAAAGAUGGCAGCCGGAAUCCCCAUGGACCAUGGUCACAGUUCACAGGAACUCUGCUUCGAGUCUUCGAUCCCCGCCGAGCAGGAGGCCGCCAAGCGUAGCCACCGACCAAUGAACUCCGUCGCCGCGCCGCCGUGCCACGUCCUGGCGGUGCCGCACCCUGGCCGCGGCCACAUCAACGCGAUGCUGAACCUGUGCCGCCUCCUCGCCGCCCGGGGCGGCGUCUCCGCCACCGUCGUCGUCAGCGAGGAGUGGCUCGGCCUGCUCGGCGGCGGGCCCGCGCCGUCGGGCGUCCGCCUGGAGGCCAUCCCCAACGUCGUCCCCUCCGAGCACGGCCGCGCCGAGGACAUGGCCGGGUUCGUCGAGGCCGUGUACACCCGGAUGGAGGCUCCCUUCGAGCGCCUCCUCGACCGGCUCGGGGCCGCGCCGGCGGCCAUAUUCGCCGACACGUUCGUGCCCUGGGCCGUGCGCGUAGGCAACCGGAGGGGCGUCCCGGUGUGCGUCCUCUCGCCACCCAGCGCCACCAUGUUCUCCGUGCAGUACCGCUUCGACCGCCUGCCCGUGGCCGCCGGCGGUACCGCUUGUCCGGUGUCUGACAAUUCGGUGUCGUCCGCUCAGCUCGACGAGAUCGCCAUUGGCCUGGCCGAGAGCAAGUUCAGGUUCCUCUGGGUGCUCCGCGACGCCUGCGCCGGCGUGCACGAUUUGAUCCGUCGAGGCGACUGUGUGAUCGUCCCGUGGUGUGACCAGCAUGUAUUGUGCCAUCCUUCCGUUGGGGGGUUCUUCACCCGCUGCGGCAUGAACUCGACGCUGGAUGCGCUGUACGCCGGCGUGCCGAUGCUGACUCUGCCGAUAGCCUUCGACCAGCCGAUCAACAGCCCUAUCGUCGACGAGUGGAAGGUUGGGUACAACCUCAAGGAGAAGGUCUGGGGCGAUGACGCCAUCAGAAGAGAUGAAAUUGCUGGAGGUGUUAAUGGGCUUAUGAAUUGUGACGACGGUGAGGGCGCGAGGAGGAGAGCGUCUCUUAUGAAAGAAGCUUCUCGUGCCGCGGUCGAAGUGGGUGGUUCAUCGGACAGCGAUUUCACGUCUUUCAUCAGUUACAUUUCACGGCUCAAUAACUGAAAUGUAUUUGAAUCCAAUAAGUAUGUUGUUCAUUUGAGCAGUGUAUUUGACGCAGUGAGACGGCGGUGGUGACUCUAAGACUGUGGUAGCGCAUGUUGGUUGGCGGCAAGUUUGAUGGAGCGCGACGGAUCGGUCGAGGUGUGGGUGUGUGGCGGACGGGAGAAAUCCUUGCCGGCUUGGCCGGCAUCGAUGCGGCGACGCAUGUGGGCGUCGUCGUUCCUUCCUGAAGGGCGUCGGGUAUCCCCUCAUCCACACCCGUCUGCGUACCGGGGGAAACCCUAGGACCAGUCCGGGCAGCAGCGUCAUUAUCGUCGAAUUCCUUCCUGAAGGUGUUGCGGUGUGUCCGAAGUGCUAGGAGUGUGGUGGAAAUCUUCGAAGGGCGCAACGGUUGUGGAUCAUCAUCAUUUCCGUCGAUCCGACUCUGUUGUCAUUCGUUUCUUUUACUUUCUAUUUCUUUUCUCUUGGGUGUACUUGUGCUGUCUGCCCCAGCAUUGGGAUCUCUGUUAUAUCGGGUGGUUGCUAUAUCAAUAUAGCGGGGCGAAAGCCUAUUUCGAGAGUGCAUUUGAAUUCGAUUGACGCUGGGAAUGAACUCAAUUUUCUGCUGGAAAGGUGGAGGGAAAAGAAGAGUCAGUCCCUUUAAAUGAAUUUCAAAUCACUUCCAUUUUUCCUGUAAUUCUAGUCCCUCUUGGUUUAUUUUUCCUGAGCUUCCUUUUCUGCACUCUCUGGUAUAUAUGUGCUUCUCCUUUCAUCUGAAUUAGCUCCCCUGUUGUCUCUUAUUGCCCAACACAGUUGCAAGUACAUUAUUGUUUUGUUCAGCAAAAAAAA